CAUCCAUGGGUUUGGGUUAUGGUUACGUGCGCCCGCAACACCCCGCUUAUAGUGAACCCUUAAUCCCUUAACUCUGGACAAUAAGAUUUGCUGUUCCGUCAAGUCUUCGCUGCCUUUUCUGUCAACCUUAAACCUCGCUUUUCCGACUCAGAUCAAGGUAUAAUAAAACCCUAGCGAUUUCCCCCAAUUAAGCUUAAAUUAACUUGCUGAAUCCUUCGGAAUAUAAUCGAAAAAGGAAUAAUCAACGGAGAAUGAAAGGGCUACUUUGUAUGCUCUGCAAAACUGUUGAUCGCAUUGAAGCAUCCGAAUAUCCGAUCAAGUUAAUUUGGAUUUCAUCUAUAGUUGAUCAUAGUAGUGGUUGGUCACUUGGUCAAACUUCAAUGCCUUCUGCUAUUUCCCCUCAGUGGCAAGACAAGGCUAGUGGGUUUUUCCAAUCCUCAGGGGCUAAACUUAAGGAAGCUGGGCACUCCGCAGGAACGGUCUUGGGGGAGGCCGCAAAAGAUGCAAAGGGAAAUGUCAGUGAGGUUGCAGAGAAGGUUGGAUCUAUGGUCAAGAGCCGUUGGUCAUUUCUACAGCAGCCAGCUACAAGACAAGCAAUGCAUGAACGUCUCGUUUCUGCAGCUGCUACUACCAGCCUGUUCUUGAGGAAGGGAUUUUCAGAGACAAAGGAUAAGGUUGCUGUUGGGAAGACAAAAGUUGAAGAGGUGGCAAAGAAAACUGCCCAAAAAAGUAAGACACUGCUGACUGAUAUUGAGCGCUGGCAGAAGGGUGUUGCUAGCACUGAUGUGUUUGGAGUUCCCAUAGAAAUAACUGUCCAACGACAACAAUCCACCAGGCCUGUCCCAUCUAUAUUGGUCAAGUGUGCAGAUCAUCUUGUCUUAUCAGGACUAAAUUCUCGGGGGUUAUUCAAGUCUGAAGGAGAGAGAAAAACCAUCCAGAAUUUGAUAUCAUUAUACAAUGAAGAUCCAAGUGCAGCACUACCAGAGGGUGUUAAUCCACUUGAUGUAGCAGCUCUUAUAAAGUGCUACCUUGCCAGCCUGCCUGAGCCAUUGACGACCUUCCAAUUGUACGAAGAAAUCAGAGUUUCCCGUUCCAGCAUACCCAAAAUGCGAAAUAUAUUGAAGAAGCUUUCCACUGUCAACUACAUGACACUGGAACUGAUUACUGCAUUGUUGCUCCGUGUUAGCCAGAAGUCUCCAGUCAAUGAGAUGGAUGCUCGAAGUCUUGCAAUGGAAAUGUCUCCCAUCAUUAUGUGGAAACAAGGAAGAAGUCCACACUAUUAUAAACUGUUCUGGGGUGGCUUACCAAAAAAUAACUCAAAGACGAAUUCUGAUUCUAAGUAUAGCCCAUGGGAUAUGCUUGCAGAUGAAGAAGAAAACAUAGAUGCUUCUUCUCCUAUACCUUUGGAUGAUGGCUUGCCUGUUGACUUUGGUGCAAUAGAAGUGGUUCAGUGCCUGAUUGAACAUCAUAACGCGAUAUUUACAGAUGCACACGAGACGGUUUGGAGGUGACAAAUCAAUAGGUGGUUCAGCUCCUGCUUACAUUAUACAGGGACCAUUUCUGAUCACUUUGUGCAGCAUUUUGAAAUCUCAGUCAAUCAUCAUUUGUGUUGUAAAUUUUUGUUUUUACGCGAUGGUGAUAGGUUAGGGUUUCUUUUUUAAGGAAAACAUAGUACUUUUUUAGUUUGUCAUUAAGUUUUAUGAUGAUUUGAUAUC
Messenger RNA from Cuscuta europaea, 1715 nucleotides. The record is from the annotation of a GenBank genome assembly. Lineage: Eukaryota; Viridiplantae; Streptophyta; Magnoliopsida; Solanales; Convolvulaceae.